Molecule: messenger RNA, 474 nt
Organism: Trichoderma reesei QM6a
Lineage: Eukaryota; Fungi; Ascomycota; Sordariomycetes; Hypocreales; Hypocreaceae
Exons: 1
Source: RefSeq, a predicted model, not a curated record
UACGCCUACACGCUGCAAAAGUACCUGCGUCUGCAGCAGCAGCACGAGCAGCUUUGCAGCAACCUCGAGCAGAUCCGCCCGCGCACCGCCUCGACCGGCACCCUUUCCACAAUCUCCUCGCCCAGUACCUCGCCCGUUCGCACUUCCAUCCACGCCCUGGCUGCUUCAUCGCCAGUCUCAGCAUCAACGCCAUCAUCACGACGACACUCGCGAUCCGGCGGCGCUCGCCGAGCUUCAAGGCACUCACGCUGCUUCGAGGACCAGCUCGACACCAUCGUCGACGAAGACACAAUCUACCAGAUCUCAGCCGAGGAGCAGCGCCUUUCUGAUGUCAACGAAAGCAUCAAGCGGGCACUGACCGAAUUGCUCAACUGCGAUGCCGUGCGCAGCGACAUGAGGACGCGCAUGUGGGCUCAGGCCAGACUGAUGGAGACGGAGCAGGAACUUCGUUCAGGACGGCGGAGGCGAAGCUCG